AGAGGGGGGCGGGUCAGGAAGUGGGGGCGCGGCAGCCGGGAGCUAGCCGGAGCUGCCGCGGGGUUUGGCCGCACGGAGAGGUCGGGGGACUCCGGGCCGCUGAGGGAGCGGGAGGGCCGCCCGGGCCUCCGCGGAGACGAUGGCGAAGGAAGAAGGGUCAGCUGUAGAACCCCGCCAAAGGAAAAAGUCGAAGACAUCAGGAAGUCAGGAAGCCAAAGCAGAGAAGGUCCGUAGAACCCCAGCCCCUCAAAGAGCUUCAAAAUAUGUAUCAUUUCAACGUUUUGCAAAGAUUUUCAUUGGCUGUCUUGCAGCAGUUAUUAGUGGUAUGAUGCAUGUUUUCUACUUAUCAGCUUACCAUGAACGGAAAUUCUGGUUUUCCAACAGGCAGGAACUUGAACGAGAAAUCACAUUUCAGGGUGACAGUGCUAUUUAUUACUCCUAUUAUAAAGACAUGUUAAAGGCGCCUUCAUUUGAAAGAGGUGUGUACGAGCUGACCCACAAUAACAAGACCAUCUCCCUGAAGACCAUCAACGCCGUACAGCAGCUGUCCCUGUACCCAGAGCUCAUCGCCAGUGCCCUCUACCAAGCGACCGGCAGCAGCGAAAUUAUUGAACCAGUGUAUUUCUACAUUGGCAUUGUUUUUGGAUUACAAGGAGUAUACGUUACAGCUUUAUUUGUUACAAGUUGGCUUUUGAGUGGCACAUGGCUAGCAGGAAUGCUCACUGUUGCAUGGUUCCUGAUUAACAGGGUAGAUACAACAAGGAUCGAGUACUCCAUUCCUUUAAGAGAAAACUGGGCUCUGCCAUACUUUGCAUGCCAAGUUGCUGCACUUACGGGCUAUUUAAAAAGAAACUUAAAUACCUAUGCAGAGAGGUUUUGCUACUUGCUGAUGAGUGCCUCGACGCACACCUUCAUGAUGAUGUGGGAGCACAGCCACUACAUCUUGUCUCUUCAGGCAGUCUCUCUGCUGCUGCUGGACACCUUCUCAGUGGCGCAAGGUGAUAAGGUUUAUGAAGUAUUUAAGAUCUACAUAUUUUCUCUCUUCCUUGGCUAUUUGCUACAGUUUGAGAAUCCAGCUUUAUUGGUGUCUCCUUUAUUAAGUUUAGUGGGAACAUUUAUGCUUGUUAGGUGCCUUCAGCUGGAUUGGAAAAAAGGAUCUUUUGUGGCUAAAAUAAUGAAAGUGUUUGAAUUUUAUUUGUUAUGUACUGUGCCAGUGACCUUGAAUUUUAUAGUGAAGAUGUUUGUCCCACACAAAGAAAAUGAGCAUGUGAUGAAAUUUCUUGAAGUAAAAUUUGGACUAAAUGCGACUAAGAAUUUUACGUUGAACUGGCUCCUUUGUCAAGAAUCUCUCCAGCCACCAUCUCAGGAUUUUUUUUUACGAUUGACACAAUCUUCCCUAUUACCAUUCUAUAUUUUAGUGUUAAUCAUUUGUCUUCUUUCUAUGACACAAGUUACUUUUAGGAGGAUGUGUGGUAAAUCUCAGAAAGAAACUGCAACUCUUGAAGAUGGAAGAAUUGGAGAAAGGCCAGAAAUAAUUUAUCAUGUAAUUCAUACUCUUGUACUGGGUUCUCUUGCGAUGCUUAUGGAAGGCUUGAAAUUCAUCUGGACUCCUUAUGUGUGCAUGUUAGCAGCAUUUGGUGUCUGCUCCCCUGAACUUUGGAUGACACUUUUAAAGUGGCUUCGGUUAAGAACUGUACACCCAAUAUUGUUGGCUCUUAUUCUGAGCAUGGCUGUGCCCACUAUUAUAGGUCUUAGUUUGUGGAAAGAGUUUUUUCCACGAUUAAUUACAGAAUUAACAGAACUACAAGAAUUCUAUGAUCCAGACACAGUGGAACUUAUGGCCUGGAUAAAGAGGCAAGCUCCAGUUGCAGCUGUGUUUGCAGGAAGCCCACAGUUAAUGGGUGUGAUUAAGCUGUGCACCGGGUGGAUGGUGGCAAGCUUGCCACUUUAUAGCGAUGAUGAUCUUCUCAAGAGAAAUGAAAAUAUUUACCAAAUCUAUUCAAAGCGAUCUGCUGAGGACAUUUAUAAGAUACUGACAUCCUAUAAAGCUAACUACCUAAUUGUAGAAGAUGCCAUCUGCAAUGAGAUGGGAACCAUGAGAGGCUGCAGGGUUAAAGAUUUAUUGGAUGUUGCAAAUGGACACGUGGUUUGUGAAGAAGGUGACAAGUUAACCUAUUCCAAAUAUGGACGAUUUUGUCAUGAGGUCAAAAUUAACUACUCUCCAUAUGUGAAUUACUUCACUAGAGUGUACUGGAACAGAUCCUACUUUGUAUAUAAAGUCAACACUGUGAUAUCCUUCCAGUCUUGAAAAAUAACAGAGCCUUCAUUUCAAAGACAUAUUACUUGAAGUAAAAUUCAGUUUUCUUGGACCUCCAUGGUGUCUUGCAGAUUGAGUGUGGGUAUUUGAAAUGCUGCUACCCCUCCCACGCCUGCUGAUUCCUGGGUUUAGUGUUUGGAAAUAGACGAUCAGAUGUUGCUGUCUUAGUAAACCGUCAAACCCACCGUGGCGAUCUUCCUCACUGCUUUCCUCCCUAGUACAUGAUUCCAAGUUUCCCUGUGUGUCAUCUCCUCAUAAAUGUUGUUUUGUAGUAUUGAUCGUUAAUUUGAAUAUUUGUCAGUGUCAGUGUUUACUUCGAAAACGUGAUUUUUAAUAAGUGCUUAAUGUGAUUUAAUUCUAUAGUGCAAGCGAAAAUUCUCCGAGCAAGUUUGUAACAGAUGUAAAUCUCUUGCAAUUAAAAACAGUUUAAAUGUUAGUUAAAAAUAUGUGACAUUUAAAUUAAAAUGGACAUAGCAUAAAGGAAAGUGAUUGUUUUUAUGACACUGUUUCUGUCAUCUGCUGCAGUGAGUAAGCACAUUCCUGGUGAGACAUGGGAUGGAUUAGUACAUUUGUUUCAUGACUUUUAAGUGAUUGCCUUUUCUCAUGUACGCCCAUUAAGUUGGUAACAUUCAGUCAUGCUAAGGCAGUCACUCUGUACAUACAUACAUACACACAUACCUACAUGUUAGUGGACAUUUAAAAGAAUCUUACAGGUUUGUGGAGUGUGGAGUGUGCAGUCUAAUCACGUUUCUUUGGACGCAUUAAGUGAAAGGAAUUGACACUGUCACAGUAAUAAAUGUACACCACCACUGAGCAUCAGUGUCUGGAGCUAUAUGUAGAUGCUUUUAAAAGAGCAAAUUGAGAGCUAAAUAAAGUUUUCAACAGUUCAGAGCAUAAAUGUUAUAUUUCUUUGUGUAUUUUCAUUUUUGUAUCAUUAAAAGAAAUUGAAAGCCAGUGUAGUGGCUCAUGCCUCUACUGUCAGCACUUGGGAGGCAGGGGCAGGUGAAUCUAUGAGUUUGAAGCCAGCUUGGUCUAGUAUGUUCCAGGACAGCCAGAGAGUUACAUGAUGAGACCCUGGUUUGUUUGUGUUUUGUGUUUUUUGUUUUUUGGUGCCCUCUUAGAGAUUCAGGAUAAAACCUGUAAAGAAAUGGCUUUAAUAAGAUGCAUAUUUAAUUUUACAUUAAAGAGUUGUUCAGUGAACAGGUUCUAUAGCUCUUUAUUUGCAACUGUGCUAUAAAAAUCACAUUUUCAGAACUCAAAUUAAGAAAAUAUAUCCUUUUUUGUAAUUAUAUGUGCUUUUUUUCAAGUAUGUGCACUUAGAGUAACUUUCGGAGCUUAGCUGACAUCUGUGCUAUCUUCUGGUUUUGGUUGACUCUUACACACUUGUUUUACUAUAGACGAGCAGCUACGGCAGUGUACCUCACCGACUGUGAGCGUCGUGUAGUCACCAGUGUUGCACAUCAGGCAUUAUGAAAAAUUAGCGACUACUCAAGUACACUCUUGAGUAGAUGGAUGACCAUUCUUAUGGUCAAAGCAUGUAGAAACAGCUUUCAUACUGUAAAGGCAGAAGUACAAAGUGUGUUUCCCUUGUAAUAUGAAAUAUUCAACUGAAUUUUUAUUGACAUGUAACGUGCUAAGUUAGUUUUAGUUUUGUUUGUUGUAUUAAUAAGUUUUGCUUCUGUCAACUUAUUUCUUAAAUAGUUAAAGAGAUUUUUUGAUUUGAAUUUUAUAUUUAGUCCCAGGCAUGGUGGUUCACUCUUUUAAUCCCAGUACUCAGGAGGAAGAGGCAGGCAGAUCUCUGGGUUCAAGGCCAGUCUGGUUUACAUAGUGGACUUAAAAAAAAAAAAGUUUAUAAUUGACUCGCUCAGCAUCAACUGAAAUGAGAAGUAAGCUUUAUUUUAGAAAUGACAACACUGGCUGAUGUAUCGAUAGUGGGCUCUGGCUGUCCCUAGCACUACUGGGGUUGAGGGGAGGCAAAUGAAGGAAUGAAAAGAAUAAAAUGAUAAUAUUAGUAUCAGAGAUAAGUUGAUUCACUUCCAUCUUAACUGUCAUUAAGACAACACUAGAAACUUUGUGUUGAAAGCAUUUAAUUUUUUCCUUAGUAAUCUGUAGAGUAAGAAGUGAAAAAUUCUGUAGGUGAUAACUGGGCCACCUAGCAACUGUUACAGUCAACUGUAAAAGCUGCCUUGAAGGAGCAGAGCUUAGGGGAUUCAGGUGGGAAGGAAGUCCUUAAAGACAGAAAACAUAUUUGCUCUUAAUACAACAAACCCAUUGAAAUAAGUGCCUUAACUUCUUUAUUUCUAAAUUCAUUUUAUAUUUUAUAUCAUAUUACCCAUUUUCUUUUCCAUAAAGAAAUACUGGUAACUUAUGUCAUGUUGAUAAAAUGCAGGAAGGCUGAGGGGGUAGGUCCACUUCCUACCUUCCUUGCAUACGAGUGUCCUAGUGCACUUCCCUAGUGUCCAGGAGAUUCUGGGUUUGACCCCCAGCACAACAACAACAAAAAGAUGUCCCCAUGCCAUAGUAACUGUUAACUUCAACUCGGUAAUGAGCAAAUCUGUGUGAAGAACUUCCAGUGUCCUAAGUCAAUUUAUUUAGCUUCUUGAAUGCCAAAUAGUCCAACAAGUGAAAUGUACUUGCUAAGGGAUGGAAUGUGGACUCCAUGAGUUUAGUAACUUUAAAAAUCACUUCCGCAUCUGUGUUCUGCAUUAUGCUAGCAGAGUUACAAUCUAAGUACUAUAUACUCUACUCCAACACUGUCUUUACAGACACGCACACAUGCACACAGGCUUUUCUUUUCAGGACAGCAUCCCAAAUUGGCAGUCGCCUCCGUGUUCUGACACUCUUCCAUACUGUCUAGAUUGAGUCAACAAUUAAUGGAGAAAUGGAAGUUAAAGUGUGUUAAAAAUUUGCAGCUGAAAACAUGCCUAAAAUAGGUUAUUGAUUUCUUGUAUAACUUUUUUUAUUAAGUUACUUUAGUUUUGAGAAAUCUUUCUUGGGGCCUCUUAUUUUUGAAUUGGUAACAUUUUGGUGCCUCUUUUUGUAUAAAAGUAGUGUUUUGGUUUUUUUUUUUUUUCUUUAGUUGGCAGGGUUUUUAACAGUUCUAUGUAAAUUAAUCUUUUGGUAAAUUUAUUUUUAAUGCAUGACUAUUUGUAGGACAUGUGAUACUAAUUCUGUAUACUUAACCUUUUUAAGCUCACAGCUACUUUCUAACUUCUAUUUUAGCAUAUCCUUUCUUCCUUUACCCAGUUUUCAACACACCUAGAUUUGCUGUGUGGUGUGGUGCACACCUGUGAUCCCAGCAUGUGAGAUGUGGAGACAGGGGGGUCAAGCGUUCAGAGCCACCCUCGACUACAUACAUGAGGUUGAGGCCAGCCUGGGAUGCAUGAAUCCCUAUCUCAGAGAAAAAUCCAAAAAUUAGAAACAUAGUCUCUAUUGUUGCUAUUGGAUAGUAGCUUUAGACUCAAUAUGUAUUAGAAUUCUGGCUCUGGGAAUUAUAAGGAAAAUCAAGUUCUUACCCAAAUUACUGAGUUUUUUUUUUUUUUCAAUGUAUAGGGUUAAUGCUUUAAAUAAAAUUAGAUGCAAUGUUGGAAAGGAAUAUAUAUGUGACAGCUUAUUUUUUUCUAGUAAAGUUUCUAAAUAAUAUACUUGCUUCUGUAAUAAAAAGAACAUUUUGGAAACAAAUGUGUUGAAUGAAGUAUAAAGGUUUCUUUAGAUUGUUUCUGCUUAUAUCUCCUAGAAUGGCGAAAUUGUAAUCUUAACAUAUGGAAUACUAUGUGAAAUUUUGUAAGAAAUAGACUUUACUUGUGACUGUUAUCUAUAUUUUGUGUAAUAAUGGCAUAACAGAAGCAUUCAGUAUCUCAUAAAUUACCGUUUCCUGUUUCAAGCCAAUUGCCUUGUACAGCUACUUAACAAGAGUGAAUACAGCUGCCUUUAUGUAGGCUGGUCUCUUAGGUCAUAUCAAAGGUGAUGUGUAUUUACAGUAAAUGUGUUCCUCCUGUAGCUAAGGUACGUCUGCAAAAUUAAAAUUAUAAAAUAUCAGUAAGUACAAUUACUUUAAAGGAGUUGUUUAUAACUAUAAGCAGUUUUAUCCCAGAUUUUGUAACGUUCGUAUCCUUUUAUCAGUAGUGAAGUUCUUUCAUGCUCAUUUACCCUUUUUGAUUUUGUUUUCAUAAUAAAGCUUUUCAGAAUUUUAA
This is a messenger RNA of Meriones unguiculatus (Mongolian gerbil), 6510 nucleotides long. RefSeq names its product dpy-19 like 4 (gene Dpy19l4). Lineage: Eukaryota; Metazoa; Chordata; Mammalia; Rodentia; Muridae. The coding region runs from base 140 to 2308 and encodes 722 amino acids. The record is from RefSeq and is a predicted model, not a curated record. Gene Ontology annotation, molecular function: mannosyltransferase activity. The transcript has 19 exons. Gene Ontology annotation, cellular component: nuclear inner membrane.